Molecule: messenger RNA, 1601 nt
Organism: Danio rerio (zebrafish)
Lineage: Eukaryota; Metazoa; Chordata; Actinopteri; Cypriniformes; Danionidae
Gene: scgn
Product: secretagogin, EF-hand calcium binding protein
Cellular component (GO): cytoplasm
Molecular function (GO): calcium ion binding
Source: RefSeq, marked provisional
ACAUCUGCAGUUGCUCCCACCGAGCACAGAUCACAUUACUCUUUCUACAUCACUCUGUUUUUUCUUUUUCCAUCAUGGACAGUGCUUUUGCCAACCUAGAUGCUGCCGGGUUUCUACAGAUCUGGCAGCACUUUGAUGCUGAUGACAAUGGCUACAUUGAAGGGAAAGAGCUGGAUGACUUUUUCCGUCACAUGCUGAAGAAACUACAGCCAAAGGAUAAGAUAACAGAUGAGAGAGUGCAGCAAAUAAAGAAGAGUUUCAUGUCUGCCUACGAUGCCACAUUCGACGGACGCUUGCAGAUCGAGGAACUGGCCAAUAUGAUCCUGCCGCAGGAAGAGAACUUCCUUCUGAUCUUUCGCAGAGAGGCUCCAUUAGAUAACAGUGUGGAGUUCAUGAAGAUCUGGAGGAAAUAUGAUGCUGACAGCAGUGGUUACAUCUCAGCUGCGGAGCUCAAGAAUUUCUUAAAGGACCUGUUUCUGCAGCACAAAAAGAAGAUUCCUCCUAAUAAAUUGGACGAGUACACGGAUGCCAUGAUGAAGAUUUUUGACAAAAACAAGGAUGGCAGAUUGGAUCUUAAUGACUUAGCGAGAAUUCUGGCUCUACAAGAGAACUUCCUGUUGCAGUUCAAAAUGGAUGCCAGCAGUCAAGUGGAAAGAAAAAGAGACUUCGAGAAGAUCUUUGCACACUACGAUGUUAGUAGGACUGGAGCACUUGAAGGACCAGAGGUGGACGGCUUUGUCAAAGACAUGAUGGAACUAGUAAGGCCCUCUAUCAGUGGAGGGGAUCUGGAUAAGUUCCGUGAAUGUCUGCUAACUCACUGUGACAUGAAUAAAGACGGGAAGAUUCAGAAGAGCGAGCUGGCCCUGUGUUUGGGACUGAAACAUAAGCCGUAGUCCUCACAUAUACACUCAAGUUCUCCAUUUUAGAUUACUAGAUUUAGAAAUCUUUGUUGUGUGUAUUGCUCAUCUCUCAGUUUGCAAAAUAUAUUAUUGUUAAUUUAAUUUAAGUAUAUUUAAUGCAUUCAAAACUGUCAACUUUUGCAAGAAUAAGAUAUGUACAGUUGAAGUCUAAAUUAUUAGCCCCUCUGUAUAUUUUUCACCCAAGUUCUGUUUAACAGAGAUUAUUUCAACACAUUUCUAAACAUAAUAGUUUUAAUUACUUAUUUCUUUGCCAUGAUGACAGUACAUACUAUUUUACUAGAUAUUUUUCAAGAUACUAGUAUUCAGCUUAAAGUGUCAUUUAAAGGCCUAACUAGGAUAAUUAGGCAAGUUAGGAUAAUUAGGCAAGUCGGUAAUGAUGGUUUGUUCUGUAGACUAUCAAAAAAAAAAAAUAUUACUUAAGGGGCUAAUAAUAAUAUUGACCUUAAAAAUGUUUUUAUUUAUUUUUUUUUUAUUAAAACUGCUUUUAUUUUAGCCGACAAAGAAGAAAGAAAAAAAUAUUAUCAGACAUACUGUGAAAACUUCCUUGCUCUGAUAAACAGCAUUUGGGAUUUUUUUUUUAAUCAAAGGAGAGCGAAUAAUUUUGACCUCAACUGUAUGUGUUAAAAAUGUGAAGACUAAUACAGUAGUGGUUUCUUCAAUAAACGCUACAUGUGUGAACUG